GCUGCUGGAGGAGGUGUUUCCACUCCAACAUGUGUGUGUGAGAGAGAGAGAGUGUGUGUGUUUGUGUAUGUGUGAAUGAGAGAUAUUGAGAAAGGGAUCACAGUACAUGCAGGGUGUUAGAGAAGCGCACAGAAUGACGAUGGGUUGACCUUUGGGAAAACAUCUCACCUCGAAAGAAACCUGGAGAACCUGGAAAUGGAAGCCACAAAGGUCCUCCAUUUUGUGCCAUCUGAAGCUCCGUCCACCGGGAGGUCCAAGAAUGGAUACGCUUUCCAAGAGAUGGAGCUGAAGGAUGGAGAGAAGGAGGAUUGUGAGGAUUCACCUGUUCAUCACAAGGACCACAUCUAUGACGAGAUGCAGAUUAGUGUGCCAGACACCGAAGGCCCUGGAUUUGGGCUUUUAAAUACAACAAGAAAAUAUGUGAAGCCAAUGGACUUCCAGGAGGAGGUGCGUGCCCACAGAGACCUGGACAGCUUCCUGUCCCAGGCCACCAUCCUUUUGGAUGAAAGCGCUGCCACUCUGGAUGCGGUCCUGAGGAGAAUGCUGACUCACAUGGCGGAGGAGGGACUCAGCGGCUGUGACGUGGACGAGGUCAUGAACUCGCUUUUCACAGAUGCGGGAGGAAAGGAGUUUAAUGUUCACCUUCUGUCAGAGACGAUUCAGGGCGUGACCUCGACUUCCACCGGAGUUCAGUACCAGCAUUCUUGGCUCUGCAUCCUCGCCAAUGUGCGGAGCCUGCAGAGACGCCACGUCUGCGUCACUCGCCUGGACCGGCCGCAGAACUGGGGGGCCAACUGCUGCGAGGCUCGCUAUGUCAUCCUUAUCCUGGCCCCGCCUAGAACGAAAAGCACCAAGACGGCCAUUGAACUGGGUCGAACAUUUGCCACGAUGUUCUCUGACAUUUCCUUCAGGCAGAAGCUUCUGGAGGCCCAAACCCAGGAGGACUUCAAACAGGAGCUGGUCUACCAGCGGCAGCAGCUCUCCGUGGUCAGCGAGAAGCCGGUCAUAGAGGAGGUGGAGGACUCAGAUCCUCGUAAAGGCAAAGCACUUAAGUUCACAGAUUUCCUCAAAGCUGGAAAAGGUAUCUACAACGACCUCCGCCGCAGACUCCCUCUCUACCCCUCAGACUUCACAGACGGUAUAACAGGGGAAGACCGCUCUUUGCUGAAGUACACCACCACUGCUAUAUUCCUCUACAUCGCCAUCCUCCUGCCCGCCAUUGCCUUUGGCUCGCUCAACGACGAAAGCACGCGAGGAGAGAUAGAUGUGCAGAAAACCAUAGUCGGGCAGAGCAUCGGCGGCAUCAUCUACGCUCUGUUGGCUGGUUCACCACUUGUCAUUCCACUCACCACUGCACCUCUGGCCAUUUUCAUAAGUGUCAUCAGGGGCAUCUGUGACGACUACGACCUUGACUUUGAUGCGUUCUACGCCUGCAUCGGACUGUGGAACAGUUUGUUCCUCAUCCUUGGCGGCUUAUUCAAUGUCAGCCUGGUGAUGAAACUCUUCAAACGCUCAACAGAGGAAGUUAUUGCAUUGUUCAUCUCCAUAGCGUUCGUUGGGGACGCGGUGAAAGGCACCGUCAAAAUUUUCCAGCACUUCUACCACGAGCCCAUCCUGGCGACCACCAACAGCACAGCGGUGCUUCAGCAGAUCAAUCACAUUCUUGAGAAGACAAAGAACCAGACGGAAAUCGCGCUUACGUCUCAUAACGAGACGGGUUCUCUGCUGGAACAUGCUGAAGGACACGCGUUAGUCUUCCUGCCCGAGUCUUUGGUGCUAUGCACACGAGAAAGGCCGAUCCUGUGCCUGCUGCUCAUGUUGGGGACCCUGUGGCUGGGUUACACCCUCUAUCUGAUCAAGCGGAGCCCGUAUCUGAACGCCAAAGUCAGAGAGGUGGUGUCCGACUGUGCUCUGCCCACCUCCGUGUUGAUAUGCUCCUUUAUUGGCUCCUACCUUUUCCUUGAUAUUCAGCUUCCCGUGUUCAGCGUCCACGACGGCCCCAUCUUCAACUUCCCUCCGUUUGAAAGGCUGACAGGACUGAACACACUGAGCGCAGUCGGACUGGGUUUUCUGCUCGCGUUGCUCAUCUUUAUCGACCAGAACAUCGUCAUCUCGCUCACGCACGUACCGGAACACAAGUUGCUAAAAGGCACAGCCUUUCACUGGGACCUGAUGCUGACUGGUUUCAUCAACAUCCUGAUGUCCUGUCUGGGGUUGCCAUGGAUGCACGCCGCCUUCCCACAUUCCUCCCUGCACGCCCGUCAGCUGGCCAAAGUGGAACAGCACGUGGAGAACGGACACCUCUACUCAACCAUCGUCAGCGUGAAGGAAACUCGCUUAACGGCGCUGACUGCCAACAUCUUGAUCGGCCUCUCCGCCUUCAUGCUGCCCAUUCCCCUGCAGUGGAUCCCCAAGCCCGUCCUCUACGGCCUCUUCCUCUACAUUGCAGCCACUUCACUUGAUGGCAACCAGAUGGUGGACCGCAUGGCUCUGCUGCUUAAGGAACAGACGUCGUAUCCUCCCACCCACUACAUCCGCCGGGUGCCACAAAGGAAGGUUCACUUCUUCACAGGCUUGCAGAUGAUCCAGCUUAUCGUCCUGUGUGUGUUCGGGAUGUAUCCCCUGCCCUACAUGAAGAUGGUCUUCCCACUUCUGAUGAUCCUGCUCGUCCCUGUCAGGACGAGCCUGCUCCCCAGAGUGAUCGACGCCAAGUACCUGGACAUCAUGGAUGCCCAGCACAUGUAGAACAACAACGCGGCAGCUUUGUGAUUAUUGUGUUUAAAAAGUGAACGAAAAUGCACGUCGACUGCAAGAUUUCAGCGCAAGAACACUGAACACUGAGGAUGGAAAUGAGAGCGGCGUCGAUGGUCAACACAAAGUUGCCCAACACUGGUUUCGCCGACUUUCAUGUGACAUUUGUUAUGAAGGAGAUUUUUCUGACUUCUGAGUCCUACACACACACACACUGUGGUAAUUGACAAGUGUCCAGUGAAUAUCAGACAUCUUUUGUUUGUACAUCUUUUGAUAAAACAUAAUUUAUUUCGAUUCAUUUAGGCACCGCGUUUAAAAGCUAGACACAUGUGACGAUGUGCGUUUGAUGUGGCAAAAAUUCUGAAUGUUUUUAUUUUUUCUUAUUUUAUAGCGACAUCAAAACAAACAUUUCACAGUUUGGAAACGUGCGAGCGAAUGCCGUGAAGUUUCACCUUUCAUUAAUGACACUAACUAACUCUAGUGUCAUUAGAUACAUGUUACAAUUAGAUGAGGGUGGUGCGAGGAGACAUGACGAGAUGAAAUAUGUGACGAUAAAUGUAACUGGAUUGCUGCGUUGGUAAUUAAUCAAAGUUGUGUGAAACAAAUAAAACCCCUGGAAGAGAA
Molecule: messenger RNA, 3375 nt
Organism: Solea solea (common sole)
Lineage: Eukaryota; Metazoa; Chordata; Actinopteri; Pleuronectiformes; Soleidae
Product: solute carrier family 4 member 11-like
Exons: 20
Coding region: 196-2745 (849 amino acids)
Biological process (GO): monoatomic ion homeostasis; monoatomic anion transport; transmembrane transport
Cellular component (GO): plasma membrane; basolateral plasma membrane
Molecular function (GO): solute:inorganic anion antiporter activity
Source: RefSeq, a predicted model, not a curated record